Theobroma cacao (cacao) is the source of this 1720-nucleotide messenger RNA. Its product is annotated as Basic-leucine zipper (bZIP) transcription factor family protein. Gene Ontology annotation, biological process: positive regulation of DNA-templated transcription. Gene Ontology annotation, molecular function: DNA-binding transcription factor activity. Lineage: Eukaryota; Viridiplantae; Streptophyta; Magnoliopsida; Malvales; Malvaceae. The record is from RefSeq and is a predicted model, not a curated record. Gene Ontology annotation, cellular component: nucleus.
AAUCAAUCCACGUCGCCCCGAGCCUCACAGCCCUUCUCACCGCCUCCGUCAUCCUAACAUCUCCCUCACCUCGAAAACAAUAACGAGUCAAACACUCCCAAUCGGAGCUCUCUCCGGCAGCUAGAAAAGAAAAAUCCCACGCGCCCUCACACGCUCUAUUCAGUCUCCCUGAUCCCAACAGAAUAACAAACCCAAAACCCAACAAAACGAUAUCAAAAUCCCCAAAAAUCCCAAACCCUGAGACAAACAUCAUCCAUAGGAGGCUGAAGUUUUCUAAGAGAGAAUCUCUCCGUAAAGAGAGAAAGUGUCGCCGAAUAUGGCGUCGUCUAAAGUAAUGCCGACUUCAAAUUCGCGAAAUUCGGAUCUCUCCCGACGCUCUGCUUCUUCUUCUUCCUCUACAAAGCCUCAAUCUUUCUCUGAUCAAAGCAACAUCAACAACAGUAACACCAACAGAUUAAGCUCGACAAUGACGGUCGACGGCAUCCUUCGAAACGUUUACUCAGCCGCUCCCACGACGGAGACGACGCUGGUUGACGCUUCCAUAACUCUAAUCGAUACUCCGACACCGACCACCGCCGGCGGUAAUUCCGAAGUUUCUCAAGGUCAAACCGUCGCGGAUUGUAGUAACAAUGUGGCGAAAAGUGUAGACGAGGUUUGGAGGGAAAUAGUGUCCGGCGAGAGGAAAGAGAUCACGAUGAAAGAAGAAGCGCCCGACGAGAUGAUGACGUUGGAGGAUUUCUUGGCGAAGGCUGGGGCAGUGGAGGACGCGGCGGCUGCUGCGACGGCGGAGGUUAAGGUGCAGCAGGAUAGAAUGAGUGGUGGUGUCUACGCUUAUGAUCCGGUGGGAGGGAGUCCGUUUCAAAUGCUGGAUAAGAUGGAGGGAUCAAUUGUUGGAUUGAACGGGAUGGAAGUCAUUGGAAGUGGAGGAGGUGCUGGUGGUGGAGGGAGAGGGAAGAGAGGAAGAGGGGUUUUGAUGGAGCCGCUGGACAAGGCGGCACAGCAGCGGCAGAGGAGGAUGAUUAAGAACAGGGAAUCUGCCGCUCGGUCUAGGGAAAGGAAGCAGGCAUACCAAGUUGAAUUGGAGUCAUUAGCAGUGAAACUAGAAGAGGAGAACGAGCAAUUACUGAAAGAGAAGGCUGAGAGGACUAAGGAAAGGUUUAAGCAGCUCAUGGAGAAGGUGGUUCCAGUUGUGGAGCAGCGAAGACCACCACGUGUCCUUCGUAGAGUUCGUUCUUUGCAAUGGUAGAUAAUUAUUUUCCUGAGAUCUGACAUAGGGGAGGAAAGGAGGGGGGUAACAGAAAGGGAAGCAGGGACACCAUUAAAUUUAUCUUCUUUUGAAUAGUAAUUCCAAGCUGAUAGUUGCUUAGAGCAGUUGUGUUUCUUCAUAUGUAAACAAAGUGAAAAGGAAUAUUGUAACCUGAACCAUGAAGGAAAAAGUUCCUUGCUACUGAAUAGAAGAUUAGUGGCAAAGGAAUAUAGGGCAGCAAAAGUCGGUAUAUGUAGCUAGUGACCCAGAGUUCCUCCUGUAGCUGAUGUGCAAGGGGGGACAAAGUAUAGUGUAUUUAUGUGGUGACAACUUAUGGCAGGUCUUUGACAAAAUAUAGAUAGGCCCAGGAGUGAUCUGUUUAUAGUAGUUAGAGCUUGCUUUCUGAUUACUUUGUUGGAAUCAUGUUGCAAGUGUUUGAAAAAGGCUUGUUUAUUGAUGCUGCUUCUUCUUCCA